AUGGCCAUGCGCCCCAGUCCCUCAGACGGGACCCCAGGACAGAACGGCAGCGGAGCCCCCUGUUUCUCCAACCCCAGCUACCACACUGUGGCCCAGUGCAACGUGGUGUCCACCAUCUCCAGCGGCCUGGACGGGACCCUCACCCUCAAGUCCAACACUCUGAAAGGCAGGAGUGGGUCUGAGUGGAGGGCCUACUGUAACCUCAGCGACAUCGAGGUGCAGCCGGGAGAGACCACGGCACAGAGAGGCCCCCGCAAAGAUUACAUCAAAGGCUCCAUGUGCAACAACAGCCCCUGCUCUCUGAACUCGGACAACCCGUACGCCACCAUUCGAGACCCCCCAGGGCUCAGCUGUAAGCACCCGGUCCUGGGGGACAGCAGCUACGUGGAGGUGAAGUCCCCGUCCCACAGAGAGGUGCCCUUCGGAGGCACCGCCACGCUCCUGGGCGCCGCCACCAGGGCCGUGUUUGAAGUGGAGCCCUCCGUGAGCGUGCUGCAGGGGCCUAACGGAAUGGCCACGGGCUUCUCCCAGAGUCCGUACGACCUGCCGCGUCCCAGCGCCCUGCAGAGCCACCUCCAGAGCCACUAUGACAUUCUCCCUCUGCACCACACCUCAGCCUCAGACCCCCCUCCCCUGGCCCCCGAGAGCCCCAGCUCCCUGCUCUAA
Molecule: messenger RNA, 666 nt
Organism: Knipowitschia caucasica
Lineage: Eukaryota; Metazoa; Chordata; Actinopteri; Gobiiformes; Gobiidae
Source: the annotation of a GenBank genome assembly